This is a messenger RNA of Penicillium waksmanii, 621 nucleotides long. RefSeq lists its product as uncharacterized. The coding region runs from base 1 to 621 and encodes 206 amino acids. The record is from RefSeq and is a predicted model, not a curated record. NCBI's taxonomy places the organism in Eukaryota, Fungi, Ascomycota, Eurotiomycetes, Eurotiales, Aspergillaceae. The transcript has 2 exons.
AUGAGCUCCUACUUCUCCUCCUACUCCUCGUCCUCCCUCUCAACCGCCCUCAGCUCCCGACUCACCAGUCUCCGGCGAGCAAUCACACUCGGUGACGAGAAAGACGACCCCGACAACGAAGACUGCUCGCACAUUUCUAACGCCCUCCGCGCCUACUAUACCGAGAAAGGCCGCCAAGGCCAAGGUCCCGCCACCGGCGCCUACGGCCGGAGCAGUGGCGGCGGCCUGGGUGAUCUAUGGGGUGAUUCCGGCGGUGCAUCCCAAACACCCGGGGCGCAAACAACCAGCCUUCGUCGCGGACGCGGUGGUGCCGCACCCCCUCUGGUUCCGAUGCACAGCGCACCGCCUGGUCCAAUGCAUACACCUUCCCCACCGCUCGCGCACGCCCAGUCCCAUUCACCUACCCCGUCCGGCGCACUGCAUCCAGCUGGUGCGCGGCCGCUGCCGAGUCAGCGCUCCGGAUCUCAUCAACCUGGUCAGCAGAGAGUUAGUCAGGACCGGCCUGGUGCGGGGUCCGCGCAGGAGAGACUCCGGGCUCGACUGCAGGGUGGUCGGUCACCUAGUCCGAAUAUUGAUCCUAAGGUGCGGAAGCCGGUUGGUGGAUCGGGUUCGCGGUGGUGA